Leptomonas pyrrhocoris is the source of this 871-nucleotide messenger RNA. RefSeq names its product putative mitochondrial inner membrane signal peptidase. Gene Ontology annotation, molecular function: serine-type endopeptidase activity. Lineage: Eukaryota; Euglenozoa; Kinetoplastea; Trypanosomatida; Trypanosomatidae. The transcript has a single exon. The record is from RefSeq and is a predicted model, not a curated record. Gene Ontology annotation, cellular component: mitochondrial inner membrane peptidase complex; membrane. Bases 224 to 871 code for a protein of 215 amino acids.
GGAACUUCAAUUAUCAUUAUUAAUUCACCGAGUGUUGUCCGAAAUCGGGAGACUCCCUCCCUCCCUCCAAGCGGUUCUGAAAAGUCAAUCAACUCCCCAAUUCAAUUUCCGAUCUUCUUCAUUGGGUGUGUAGGGCCACUGCUUUCUUCGUAUGCGAGCCGUUAUCAUCACAUUAAUUGUUCUUCAAUGAGCUUAGGUUGAACUCCCCCGAACGCAAACACAAAUGGCGCUGCGGCAAUGGUGGGCAACGAUGCGUACGUCGAAGUACGGUGACAUUCCUUUCAUCCUCCUAGGCGUGUUCAUUGGGUGGAACUGCGAUGUGAGCUGCGCCGUCAAGGGUGUUUCGAUGCUGCCCACUUUGCACCCCGGUGACUACUUACUAUUCGUGCCCUUCUCCCUCUUGCAGGCGCGGCGGUGGUUCAACGUACCGCUCGUGAAGCCGGACGAUGUUGUGGUGGUGAAAGUUACCGAGGACCUCUCCGUGUGCAAGCGCGUGACGAAGAGCACCACAGUCAAGGCAGAGGCGGAGGGGUGGGGGAUGGACCACUAUGUAGAGGUGGUGCCCACGCCGUACUUCUCGCAUGCGGAUGAAAAGCAAAGCGGCGAGGCCACGGUUGCGCGGGUGCUGGAGUCGGAGAAGGCGUACUACGAUUACGUCACACGCAAUGCGGUGCGGGCGAAGGAUUGGGACGCUUGCGUUGACCGCGUCCCCAACCCGUCGCAGUGGAUCUGGUUGGAGGGAGACAACAAGGAGGACAGCUUAGACUCGCGGCGGUGUGGGCCGGUGCCGGUGGAGUGCGUGCGUGGACUCGUCCUCUGCUCCAUCUGGCCGACGCCGCACUCUGUAAAGCGUUCUUCUUCAGCAAAGUAG